Messenger RNA from Aspergillus mulundensis, 897 nucleotides. RefSeq names its product O-methyltransferase. The transcript is spliced from 3 exons. The record is from RefSeq and is a predicted model, not a curated record. Bases 1 to 897 code for a protein of 298 amino acids. Lineage: Eukaryota; Fungi; Ascomycota; Eurotiomycetes; Eurotiales; Aspergillaceae. Gene Ontology annotation, molecular function: O-methyltransferase activity.
AUGCCAGAAGCAAUAUCGCCGCUCAUGACAAAAGACACCUUCGACGCCUCGAAGGCAUACGCCGCGCAGGAAGAAACCGCGUUCUUCGACGACGGGCGCGAGAUCGAACUACUGCACUUCGUCUACUCGCAUCCAGACCUCGAGAGCAUCCGAGGCUCACCGCAGAGAGUCCUCGACGCGAUCGACGAGUAUGCCCGCACGAGGAAAUAUCUUAUGAAUGUCGGCGAGGCCAAGGGGAGGAUUGUGUGUGAUUUGAUUGCGGAGGUGAAGCCAACGACAAUGGUCGAGCUAGGCGGCUACGUCGGCUACAGCUGCAUCCUCUUCGGCGCCGCCGUCCGCGCCGCCGGCGGAAGUCGCUACUUCAGCCUGGAGAUGAACCCCGAGUUCUCAGCGGUGAUCAUGGCGCUCGUCUCGCUCGCGGGCCUGUCGGACAUCGUGAAAGUCGUCGUCGGGGCGAGCGAUGCGUCCCUGGCCCGACUCUUCUCAACCGGCUCCCUGCAGCACAUCGACCUGCUGUUCCUGGACCACUACAAGCCCGCUUACACGACGGACCUGAAACUAUGCGAGGAGUUGAAGCUGAUUACGCCGGGCUCGGUCCUUGCAGCGGACAACGUGAUCAAGCCCGGGAAUCCGCCGUAUCUAGAGUACGUGCGGAGCAGUGUGCGGGAGAAGAGGAGGAAGGUGCGGGAGGCUGGUGGGGGGCUGGCGAAUGGUCGAGCUAUGCCUGGGAGGGCAGUGGAUCAGUAUAAGGGUAAGAGUGGGUUUGGGCGGAUGAGGCUGAAUCAGAGCGCUGGGAAUCCGGAUCUUGUGUAUGAGAGUCGCCUUGUGGAGAGUUUUGAGCCGACGGGUGAGCCGGAUGGCGUGGAAAUUACCAGGUGUGUGGGGGAGGGGCAGUAA